Penicillium argentinense is the source of this 879-nucleotide messenger RNA. RefSeq names its product MAM33 family protein. NCBI's taxonomy places the organism in Eukaryota, Fungi, Ascomycota, Eurotiomycetes, Eurotiales, Aspergillaceae. The transcript has 3 exons. Gene Ontology annotation, biological process: cytosolic ribosome assembly. Bases 1 to 879 code for a protein of 292 amino acids. The record is from RefSeq and is a predicted model, not a curated record. Gene Ontology annotation, cellular component: mitochondrial matrix.
AUGCUGUCUCUUCGCGCUUUCUCUCGUGCUGCCCCGCGCUUCUCGCGCUCCAUCGCCCGCACUUCCCUGCGCCCGGCUGUUCUCCCCAAGUCGACUUUUGUCCAGCCAUGGAAGCAAGUUGCGAAACCCGCCUUCGCUUCCUUUUCCACGACCAGCGUCUUCCGUGAGCCCGCUGCUGAGAGUGACGUGGAGCUCAUUGCUAAGCUCGAUGAGGAACUCAAGCACGAGAAGGCUUCCGGUGUUGAGGAUGCCCGUGAGCAGAAGGCUAGCAUCGACUACGUUCUUGAGGCUGGUGAGUGGAAGGCCAAGGACAUCGAGGGCGAGCAGGAGGUUGUCCUGACCAAGAAGUUUGGCAACGAGACUGUCAAGGUUACCUUCACCGUCGCCGAUAUCAACAACCUCGCCGAGGACCCCAUGGACGACCUCUCCGACGAGACUCUGGGUGAUGAGGGCGAGUACCAGGGCCAGCAGAACAAGGACGUCGAGGGCGAGGAUGAUGUCCUGCCCCCCACCUUCCCCGCCCGCAUCAAUGUCGCCAUUGAGAAGCCCACCAGCGGUGCCCUCCUGGUCCAGGCCGUCAUCCAGGAUGGUGACCUCCAGAUCGAGGAGAUUUCCCACUUCGCCAACGCCGAAAUCGCCAAUGCUCAGACCGCUGAGAAGGACUGGACUCGCCAGAGCCUCUAUGCCGGUCCCCCCGCCGAGAACCUUGACCCUGAGCUGCUUGCUUUCUGGGGCCGCUACCUCGAGGAGCGCGGCCUGAACCUCGAGUUCCAGAACAUGGUCACCGACUACAUUGCCUACAAGGAGCAGAAGGAGUACAUGCGCUGGUUGGAGAGUGCGUAUUCCCUUUCCAUGAGAAUUCCCAUGUCCUUUUGCUAA